Molecule: messenger RNA, 2309 nt
Organism: Chrysoperla carnea
Lineage: Eukaryota; Metazoa; Arthropoda; Insecta; Neuroptera; Chrysopidae
Gene: sprt
Product: probable serine/threonine-protein kinase MARK-A
Exons: 6
Coding region: 28-2241 (737 amino acids)
Molecular function (GO): protein binding
Source: RefSeq, a predicted model, not a curated record
GAUCCUGUUAGUCCAUUUGAACCAAGAAUGGCACAGCUAGAGACGUUAGAAGCAAAGAUGGCCAGUAUAGAGGUAUCACUGUCUACAACACCGAGACGAAAGAAGAAUGGAAGUAUUGGAGGUGGAUCCAAAGCGAGUAUUGUUCGUGUAGAUCCAAUUUCACGGGAAUUAGAUCAUUUACGAUUGGCGUUACGUGAUAAGGAAAAUGUUAUACAAAGUUUAAAAGGGCAAAUAAAUCACACAACAACUCCAACAACACCAGGAACGAAUGGCGGUGGAAUAGGAGGUUUACCAUUUUUAAAAUCAAAUGGAAAUGGUCCACCAAUUAAUCAUACAACACAAUUAACAUCAGUGGAACGGAAGCAUGCUGAAGAUCGUCUUGCCAGAGUGAAAGCUGAAAUGGAUAAUAAAAGAUUAGCAAUAAAAAAUUUAAAAAUAGCUUUAGAACGUUUGGAUAUUACUGAUAAUAUUGAUGUUCGUAUUCAACAAGCAGAAUUAGAAUAUCAACUUGGUCGUGAAGAAUUGAAUGCAUUAAGUUUACUAGAAGAAGCGAGAGCAUUACAAUUAUGUUUGGAGGAUAUUCCCCAGACAAGCAAACCACAAACAACGUUAUACAGCUGUACUAGAGGAUGUAGCGGCUAUGUAACAUUGCAUGCCAUUGAGGUCAAAUACGACGCAAAAAGUCCUCGAUUUGGAGCGGCACCUAAGGACAAUAACCCCGGACUAUAUGUUGAAUGGGCAUUAGAUGAUACGGAGCUAUGUAAAGGUGAUAGAGUUGUUGAAGUUAAUGGAAAAUUAGUAUUAAAUAAAACAAAAGAAGACAUGCUACGACUGUUGGCUGUAGCACCAAAUCCCGCCCAAAUCGUAGUAUUACGUAAUAAUGUAAAUAACUUUAUAAUUGAGAAAAAUCUAAUACAAUCGGCUACAUCAAAUGAAGUCGGGCAUUUACGAGCAGAAUUAGAAGUAGUUAAAGAACGUGCCGAGGAAGCACAACGAAUGAAAGAGGGUUUAAAAGGUGAUAAUCUUCGAUUAACUCAUCGAAUAUCAUACCUAGAAGAGCAAGUAGCUGAAUUAUUACAUCGGAAAAACUCCGAAAAUAAUAAUAAUCAUGUACAGGAAGUACAGAAACAAGUACCUCCAUCACAAAGUCAAGUGAUUACAUCGACUGUGAAAAAUAGUCAAAACAUUACAAAUAUCAGUAUUACUUCCCCACCUCCAUCUCCGAAUCGAAAUUCGGAUUUACAAAUAUUUCAAAAAGGACCACAAGUUACUGCUCUUGUAGCAAAUUUACCUGGUUUAGAGACUGAUAAUCGUGAUAUGUUACGAACUUUACGACCUAGGUCAUCACAUUCGAAUAUUUCAAGUACGCAUAUACCAGCUCCUGAAGACAUUAACCAACGAACACGACAUAGUCGAUAUUCUUCACAAUCUUCAACGCGUACUCUUGAUUAUAAUUCAGAAAAUUCUUCGGUUGAUCAUCGAAAAUCUUCUAGCCAUCAUCAUCACCACCAUCACCAUCAGAGAAGAAAUCCCGAAGAAAAAUAUUCUUCUCACCAUCGAAAGUCUUCGCAUUCCGAUCAUGAGAAUAAUAAUCGUUAUCAUCACUCGAAUCGAAUAAUUCAUGAUUCACAUAGUCAUGAUGAAUUAGAUCAAGAUUCGGAACCAUCAUCAAGACUUUACGAUACACGUAGUGUGAAAUCGUUAGAUUUCGACAGUGAACCUUGCAUAAAUAACAAUCACUACACGAAGUCGACGAAAGUUCAUUCGAUGAAAAAUGUCGAUUAUACGUCGGAACCUAUUGCCAACGAUAAAAAAAUACAAUCAUACUACCAACGACGUGAAAGUGCUGAUCCACGACAAUUACGGCCAAAACCACCGAAAAAACCUAUACGUUUAUCAUUACACCGUGCACAAAGUUUACAAUCCGUUGAAACGAACCCAACACAAUUAUCGUGUAUGUCAAACUAUAAGGAUGAUAAAAAACCACUAAAACGUAAUCAUAAAGGUGAAGCACCUCCAGCACCAAGUACAGUAGUGAAAAUAGAACGUCCUACGGAACAACCUCCGCAACCCCCACCACAUAAAUAUGAAAAUCAAGAAUCAAAUUCUCGAGCUUCGUCACGUAGUGAUAAUCAUUCGGCUUUAAGAUGGCCAACAUCGUUACAUUAUUUAUCAUUUGUUAGGUCUUCAUCGUCGAAUCGUCAUAAUGGACAUUUAUCAGACGGUGGAAAAUGGUGUUAAUUAAUUUAUUCACCAUUCAAUAUCGAUAUACUUAUACGGUAUCGAAUUAUACCCACAUAUUUAUUAAU